This is a messenger RNA of Kluyveromyces lactis, 882 nucleotides long. RefSeq names its product acyl-CoA-binding domain-containing protein. The transcript has a single exon. NCBI's taxonomy places the organism in Eukaryota, Fungi, Ascomycota, Saccharomycetes, Saccharomycetales, Saccharomycetaceae. Gene Ontology annotation, biological process: fatty acid metabolic process. Bases 1 to 882 code for a protein of 293 amino acids. The record is from RefSeq and is a predicted model, not a curated record. Gene Ontology annotation, molecular function: fatty-acyl-CoA binding.
AUGCCGUUACCGCUACAAGAAAGUACAAUGUCCGAUGACUCUGUAGAUCGUGUGUUUGAGAAAGCUAUUGUUACAAUUCAAACCCUUUCCUCUCAAAAAGGGUAUCACUCAUUACCAAGACCACCAGCGAAUGUGAGGAUUCAACUAUAUGCAUUGUUCAAACAGUCCACAGAAGGAGACGUCAGCCAUAUAUUGGAUAAGCCGGACGGUAAUCCUACAUCACCGGAUUAUAACUUAGCCUUACGUAAAUGGGAGGCAUGGAAGAGUAAGGAAGGAUUGUCGAAGACUGAAGCUAAAAGAGCCUACAUUGAAUUGUUGAUCCACACCAUGAAGACAUACGCUAUGGGGACCAUCGUUGCGCGAGAACUACUUUCAGAAUUAGAGUUUAUGUGGUGGCAGAUAAGCCAUUCUAAUACGUUUGAUGGAAAUGAGGGGCCUGAAUAUCAAGAUGAAACGAAUAGUGUAUUGAUGCUAACAAAUGAUAACGACAUGGAUAACGGAUCAGAGAAGAUUAGAAGAGAAGUAUAUGAGACUCUCGCUACCCUACGACCCAAUUCAAUCCAAAAUGGUAUAAGUCUCGCGCCGAUCGGAUCAGGUCUAUCUGAUAAGAGUGAAGAAUUCUAUGCUAUUUGGAUCACCCUCAAAAGAAUACUGACAAAGCUUCUCACAAUCAGUAGAGGCAUAGUAACAUACCUCGGGAAGCGUAUAAUGUCUCAAUCGCUCAUACUACUAUUCAUGUUGUUUGUCGUAAAAUAUUCCGACAAAUCUAUUGAUCUAGCUCUAGAUAAAGUAGACUCCCGUCAUUCUUCAUGGAUAUCUAAACUAAUUCAGUUAUUAAGCCAAUUCACAGGGAUAAGUAAGGUCAGUCUACAAGUUCAAUAA